Messenger RNA from Rotaria sp. Silwood2, 240 nucleotides. Lineage: Eukaryota; Metazoa; Rotifera; Eurotatoria; Philodinida; Philodinidae. The record is from the annotation of a GenBank genome assembly.
AUGCGAAACGACAUAGCUGCUAAUAUCAGGCAAGGCAAUUUAUCUCAUCGAACACACGGAGCUUUACUGAUGAAUCAAAAUUAUAAUGGAGAAAAUGAUGCUGAUAAUGACGGAGAAAAUAAUUCUGAUAAUGAUGAUGACGAUGAAGAAAAUGAAACGAAUAAUCAUGCGAAUGAUUUCCAAUCACGUAUACGAACAAGCGAAGUAGUUGAUGAUUCAAGUAACGACGAAGAAGAAUAA